AUGCCAGAUUUCGGCGAUGACCCCUGCGCCGGCGGCAUCACCGACUGCCUCUACACCCUCUAUGCGGGAUCAACUGGGGGUGGCGUCCUCGUAGAGUCGACAGUGUCACAGCCGCCGACGCUGGUCGUGGUCACGUUCGGCAAACCGCCCGCGUCCUCCGCGGUUGUGUUGGAAGCCGCUCACGAUGAAGCAGCCUUCCUCGCGGACCUAAUGCAGACGUAUCCGUUCUCUCAAUUUAUGCUGGUUACCUACGCGGAUGAGGCCACGCCGGCUUCAAGCACAGCCUCGGUGGGAACCCCUCCCGUAGAAUGGGUACAACAACUUACCCCGAAAUUCUGCUGUGUGCAUCUCUCGCGCUUUCGGCGCCAUGUCGUGUGUGCGCCGGCCGUGUGCGAACUCAACCCCGGCUGGAUUCGCGAAUUGCAGGAAAUGUCGCGGAGUCUGCAUACACCCCAGGAGCUUGUGGUGGACCUGUUUCUCAAAAUAGGGCUCCGCAUCAGCCUGGCAACGUUGUGCCACCUUGUGUCUGAAGUUCACUGGCUGGGACACGAAAAUCUCGUUGCCGCGCUGCUGGAGCGCAUGUCUGCGUGGGCGGACAAGGAGGCGCGAACGUCCUUCACCGAUGCCUCCGCCGUGGUGGCGGGCGCCCUGCAAGUCCGCUGCAAGGCGAACUUUGAAAGGGUAAGCCACAUGGUGCCAGACCACGGCAGGCUAGAGCUGGGACUGCGCAUAAGGAGUGUGGCCGCUACCCACGCGGGUAAGGGCGACGGUGGUGGUGGUGGUGGUGCCGGCGCAGAGAUGGAUGAGGAGGUGUUGCCCGACCCGCCGCGGACGAGGAGGCCGCCGAUCUCGUUGCUGGUGCUUCAUGCCUGUAGCAGCGGUAGGACGCGGCGCUCAAUCGACGAGGUGACGUGGCUGUUGGAACAGCUCAGCUCGGACGAUGUGGUGUUUGUCUCCCUCGCCGGCGAUGUGGUUGUGCAGCCCAGUCGCACGCCAGCGGCCAUCCGUCAGUGGGAGGCCAACCGGGAUGGUGCACGACAGCGCAAUAAAAAGCGCCGCCCCCCAGUCCAGUUGGCGAUGGCGGAGAUGUGGAAACAGGCAAGGACGGUGCUGCGGCAUUGGCGCUAUGAGCGUCACUGUCGUCUGGCUCGUGGGGAACCCGCUGCGGAGCGUCGUACUGCGAUUGUCUUCUUCGCCCCUUCCAACGCCGGCAGCUUCAACGAACUCUCCCUCUCCUCUGUGCGGCGUGGGCCGGCCUUCUACCGGGUUCCCGUGUUUUGCGUGGUCACGCCAGAGCGGGUGAAGAAGGCGCGUGUGCUGCUGGACCUCUGCCUGCUUACGCAAGGACAGCUUCUCUACACCACCGGGGAGGCGGCGGAGUUUCACGGCAACAUGCCCUCCGAAGGGGCGUGUAAACGCCUGAUUCAAGCAACCCUGCAGAUGAUCCGUGACACCUCCCACUUGAAUGCCGCUUUAUUUCUGGUGGCCGGCCACAGCAGCGGACGUCCUGUGGAGUUGCUAACGACCUCCACGACGUUUGGGGAGACGUUCGCGGCGCUCUUCCGCAGCGACUCCCUGACGGGGGGGAGAACAGGCAAGUAUAUGCUGCUGGGCCCACUUCAGAACGCGUCUGAGGUGCCUGUGUACAUCUCCCAGCACUUGUCGGAGACGCUGGACACCGCAGACACGCGGCUGCGUCUGAUGGCGUGUGCCUACGCGCUCGACACGGGGGACUACGAGGUGGUGCCGCUGCGGUCGCUGGGGGGCCUAAACGGCACCACACAUCCUGAGCGCGUGUGGUGGACGCGUCUGCAGUUUGCCGCGGCGCUGCUGGAUGAGAUGCAACCACGCCGACUGCGUCCCGCCAUCAAGUCGAAGAACUUGACUGAGGGCGAUGCCGAGGGCUGGGGUGCGACGUGUGCCGUGGAUGACACGCACCUCACACACAGAGGGGAGCGGCGUGGACUGCUCUUGGCAAGCUGGAUCCUCUCCGAGUGCUCGGCGCGGUCCAUACGGGGACUGCAGCGCGCCUUCCUCUCGUCGCUUGCCUCGCCGAGCCACGACGUCGGCAGUGCGGUUCUCUGGAGAGAGGACGAAGGGUGGUGGGCGGUGCCCCCGGCGGCGCCGUAUUCCCCGCGCCUCACCCUGCGUCCAUUUGUGAACCUCUCGUGGACAAACUUCCCGGCGCACGGGACAUAUGCGUCGAGCGUGGCGGCAAUUCUCUCUCGCACAUUUCCCUUUAAUCCCAUGAAGCAGCAACCCUCGUCACUCUCCUCCUCCACAACUCUGGCGCUUGAGUCCCUGCAGUACAGCACUGCCGUUAUUCGCCUUGCCUCGGCAAACCAUGUCCCAGCACUCAAAGAGGCCACGACGCGCUACAUCGUGCUCUUCGCCGUGGACCUGCCCACGGAAACAAUGACGCUGCGUCAGCUCAUUCCUGCCUCCUCGCCCAGUGAGCUAGUGCAGAGCAUAGCGCACGAAUUCAGGGAUUUGGCAUUGGAACAAGUCUACUGCGUCGUCCAUCUCGCGCUGCGGCAGGCACCAGAGUUAUGGGUCUCCCAGGAUGAUGUGUUGGUGGCCGACGGGAUUGCCUUUUCCACGCCAUUUGCGCGCGUGGGAAGUGUCAAUGUCAUUACGGUCAGCCACAAUAGUGCGGAGGUGGAGUGGAGUGGAUCCGCAAGGGCCGUGCAACUCGUCUGCCGCCCACUCUCUGGGGACGAGUUGCGAGACAGGAACACGCUGUCAUACCUGUACUCGGAGGACGAGGAACGUGUCGUUGCCGAUGGCGAAGCUGCGUCGCACCACGUCAUCACGAAUCUUCAGCCCUGCACCAUUUAUAGUUUGGAGGUGCUGCCUGUGGAUCGGGGGGAGGCCCGGUCCCUGGUAAAGGAGUUUCUGUGGUCGGAGGGGGUUGAACUGUACUUCGCCACGUGUAUAGAACACAGGCGGUCAAGCUUGCGCCUGGACGCCGCUGUCCCGUCCGAGUCGGGCGUUACGCUGACUUUCUCCUACCCAAUCUACUCUGGCGUGGCGGUGUUGUCCAGCUCAGCGGCGCUGGGAUUGCGUGUUACGCCAACCAUAACGCCUGCAAACGAUGCCGCUGUCGUCGCACACUGCGUACAAACGCGGGACGACGACAGCGAGAAGGAGCAUGCUGUGACGUCGCUCUUCGUCAAGGGCUUUGACGCGAUUUUGCUGCAUAUCGCCUUUGACGUGGAGAUUCGUCCCACACUUUGGCUAGGGAGAAACGGGGGCAGGCAGAUGUGCUGGCUGAGGCGCGCGGUGUCGCCGCAGACGGAAGAAGUGGGCCCUUUCGAGGUCGUGCGUGAGAUCCGCUGUGCCUCUACGCGCUCCACUUCGGUAACGCUGGAGUGGGAGGGCACUUCCACUUCCUUCACCGUGCGCCUCACGACCGGCAACGGCCCUGGGGAGGAAGUCUGCGGUCGCGAGCGGGUGGUGCCUGGGUUGGGCCCCCUGCGCAUCACUCUGGAUGCCCUGCAGCCACGCACACGGUAUACGGCGACGGUGCGGACGGCAACUGGCGCGGGCACGGGGUGUGUGGGGUUUGUCACCCUCCCCGCCGCCCCCCCGCGCGAGAUGGUGCGCGCGACCUCCAACUUGGCCUCCCUGCUACUGCGCGUGCAGCUUGGGGCGAGCGAAGAGGCGAAUGCGUUCACUUCUGUGAAGCUCAUGCCAGAGGAGCCACUGCUGAGCAACGCGGACGGAGCCGGCGGCGUCGUGGUCGCGAGCUAUUCACAGGUGCCAGUUCGACAGCCAGUUGUUUUGGGGGUUGAGGCCAAUUGGAGAGUCAACGCGACGGAAAUUCUCUGCAGCGAGCCCACCCUCCUCUUUGUCGUCACAGACCUGCGGUGCGUGACGAGGCUUGACGGGUGCGUGAUAAUGCUCUGGACCUGCGCCGCCGCGCGGCACGGCUCCCCCCUCACCGUGACGCUCGGCGCGGAGUCGUUUGUGCUGCACACCCGGAACGAGUUGCGUUUUGCGCUGCCCCCACGCACCCCUGUUCGCGUCUCGUUUCACGGCCCUGCCAUUAUUCCGGAGGUGUCGCCUAUUUUUUUGUUGCCGGAGCCUCCCCCGCUGGACCACGCCAACUGCACCGUUGGCGCCCUCACCGGAGGCACCGUGGAGGUGCGCAUCUCAAAGGACUUCUUUGCGUCGCUCCGCCGCCUUCUUGCCGACGUGCAGGGGCUGGUGCGCGUGUUCCUGCACGUCACUGUGACUGAAGCAGCGCAGGUUAAAAAGUUUGAACUGUCAGUUGAUGAGUGCGGCGAUGUCGAUGUGGUGGCGCAGGUGCCCGUGGCAAAGUCCCCGAAGCAGCGCGCAAUGGCACUACGUGUGCAGCUGCGGGAGAGUGACGAUGACUACGGCUGUGCGUUGCUCUGCAGCAGGACAGAUGAGGCGGCCAUGUGGCCCCGCCCCGUGCUGCUUAUCCCAAAGGCUUUCUCUGAGUGCUUCAUGGCUCCCAUAUCUCUACCGGCGCGCAUCAAGGGGCUGCACGUUAUGGCGUUACGACCAACGUCGGUCACUCUCGCCUGGGCCCCUCCCGAGAGCGAAGGCUCUUGCACGGCAAACUGCGCCGAAGUGUGCGUCACAGUACGCUGUGCGGCGCGGGAGGGGCAUGGGCGGGAAUGCAGGCUGCCUGUGCUUUUGCCGGCCCACUCUGUGAGUGUUGGGGGUCUGCUUCCCGCCACCCCGUACCUUGUGCUGGUUCGUGGCCCUGACGACGAGGAGGGCGAGGGGAUUCGCCUCGUAACACCUCAUGAGCUCACGGAUUCCACGCUCGGUGAGUUGCUGCGUUCCGUGCAGGCAUCCGUGGCAGGGGACGAGAGGGAAGACGCAGUGACAGGUUUCGCGCAAAACGACGCUCAUGCGAUGGCGGAGGCUCUGACGCUUCAAAUGACGCUUCCGCCUGAAAGCUGCGCCUGUUGGUCGCUGCCCGCCCACUCCGCAUGGCUUGGGGAGGAGACGGGGGAGUGUGGGCAGCUCUCCCCGUGCUUCUGCGUGCGCGCCUCGCUGCGCGUGGCCGUCGUUGCGGAGUCGGGGGAAUAUCUGCAGUUGUGGAGCACUGCGGGCGAGUCGCAGGCGCAUACGGUCUCCCACACAUUUCCAAAUACACAGGGUGCAGCGGCCGCGCCGCUGCCGCGGCUUGACGUAAGGUGGACCUCCGAUUUACACCAGCUGCCGCGAGGAAACGACGAGGGUUCCGGCGGCGCGGAAACUUGUGUGGACGCGGCGACGGCGCUGGCCGGCAGCAGCAGCAUCCCUGCCACGACCUCCGCCGACACGCCGCAGUGUCGUACCGCUACCGUCGGGAGAACCUCCGUGCACCUGCCGUCCGACAGGCGCGUGGUUGUCGAGGUUGUGGGCUGCCCGCGUCUCCGCGGCAUCGACAGGGAGCACUGCACCGUCGAGUGGAAUGGCUCCUGCGCCUCCUACGUGGUUCACUGGCGUGUGGCUCCGGCGGGUGCGAUUUAUACGGAAACCGUCAUGCGUCAGCAGGGCAGGCGUCCACAGUUGACGCUGGACCUCCGUUCGCUGGGCCUCACCGUUUUAAUGUUUUGUGUGCAUGGCGCAGAGGGCGUCUCCAACUGUGCGUUUUUCACCGUCGUGGUGCCGCUGACGGCAACGGAGCCUCGGGCGUGCGCGCAUGAGAAGAAGGAAGCGGCCGCGGAGAGGCACGUCCCUGUGGGCUUGCCCCCGGAGUUGGUGACGGUUGCGUGGCCUACCGAGGCGGGGGCCCGUCUGCCGGGCGACCGGGACGGCGUUGUGUGCCACCUGCGCGUGACGGAUCGGUCAAGCGGUGUGUGGGUAGCGGGGUUUGCGGAGAUGCUUGGAGACCGGUUCGGCGGGAAGUCGCCCGACCCCUCCGCCAUCACAUGGCUAGACCCUGUGGGGCCUCUCCCCACGCCUGUGGCAAUGAGCUAA
This is a messenger RNA of Trypanosoma conorhini, 5943 nucleotides long. RefSeq lists its product as uncharacterized. The coding region runs from base 1 to 5943 and encodes 1980 amino acids. The transcript has a single exon. NCBI's taxonomy places the organism in Eukaryota, Euglenozoa, Kinetoplastea, Trypanosomatida, Trypanosomatidae. Gene Ontology annotation, molecular function: protein binding. The record is from RefSeq and is a predicted model, not a curated record.